AUGAGCACUGACUUACCAAACUCCGGGCCCUCUGGCGAGCCUGCCAGGAAAGGAUCCGUCAAACGGGCCAGGCAAAUGCUAGAUGCCGGCGUGCGUCCAGAAAGAGCCUCGCCACCCCAGAUGGGACAACCUCCCGUCCCUAGGAAUAUCUCCCACCAGGCACAAUGGCCUCUCCCUGAUACAGGUCUCCCACCACACCCGGCCAAUCAACAUCCUAGGUAUUUGGUUCGGCGUGGUCCUCCACCUCAGAGACCACCUCAUCCGGGUGAAAUGCCUUCGCCAUCCAUUUACUCAGAACGAGAUAGCCGAGUUUCAGAAAUGGGAUUACCUCCCCGGUCCUCCUCACAACCUCAGCCUUCUGCGCUAGCGCAGUCUCACCGGCCGAUAGAUAAUAUCCCUGCCAGUCCCACCAGCACAAUCGACCUGACUCCUCGAAUAUCGAUCGCAACGGAAGAUUUGUUCAGGCAAUCUGUAGCCUCCGAUUUGCCCCAAUUUCCACCCACUUCUCUGCCAGCCGAGUCCGAUCUUUCUCAGGAUGAGCCUAGACACCGGACGGCAGGUCUUGUUGCACCGCUGAAUUCGCGACGGCCCCCUCGGGCUCGUCGAUCAUCUGUUUCGCCCAUUCCAGAAGAACUCGCCCACCCUCGCUUUACAAAAUGCUCCGUCGCGUCGAGCCGAGCCAUCCCAAGCUGGGGAUCCGGUCCCGCUGAAUCCGAGAUUCUGGGAGCAUACGACAUAGAUUCAGACGAUGGCCAGCGCUCACCUGGCUUCCAAGAGGACGAUACGAGGCUUGUCCGAAAUGCCAGUAUUGGAAAGCGAGGAAAGCCGACGAUGCGUACCAUUCUCAAGUCUAACCCUGUUUCCGUUGUAGACAUGCCAGCACCUACUCAGGAGGAAUCCGCCAAGGGAACAGCAGUGCGGUCUGUCGGGCUGGGAGCUGCUGCAAGCCAGGCGCCCCAUAUACCAAGCCAAUUACGAAAGUCGUCUACUACAUCGAGUGAACCACCGAAAGGCCUGAACUUAGAAAAACCCCCCUUGUCCACAAAGCAUGAAUCGCUCUCCUCCAAUGUACAACUCGAAAAAGAGCUCGAGGCCUUCGGACAGCUGCCUACCGCCGCACCAACAAUGAGUGACAAGAGGCCUGGCGGUCGCAAGCCUCCUGCUCUGAAUAUGCAUGCGUUGCGGGAUGCAGAGGCUCGUGGAAGUCUUUCCAGCUUAUCUGAUUUGAUUCGGAGGGCGACAAAGCUCGCAUCGAACCUGGAUCAUGGGAGAACCGCCAGCCGAGCCAAUCUGGUUGGUGAUGAGGCUGGGUUUAAAGGGAUGGGACACCGACCACGUAACUCUGGCUCUUUAUCAGAAAUGCUUGCCUCUUUUCCCCCGCCCGGUUUGGCGACACCCGAAGCGCGCGGAUCAACCGCAUCAUGGCCCGUGUUCUUUGGACGCUCUAACUUGCGUAAUGUCGAGCAGCUAAACUCGAACGACGACGACCCUAAUGCUCCCCGACACAAGAAGACAUGCUGUGGAAUACCUCGGAAGAUCUUCGUGCUCAUCUGUGUCGUAAUCUUCAUCAUCGUCAUUCUGGCAGUUCUUCUCCCCGUGUUCCUUGUCGCCGUGCCCCGCGAGAAUGCGAGCACGACCUGUGCUGAAAAGAACCCUUGUGAGAAUGGAGGUGUGAGCGUCUCAGCCGGCACCCAAUGCUCGUGCAUAUGUUCGAACGGUUAUAUCGGCUCACAGUGCACCGUUUUGGGUGAUGGUAGCUGCACCACCGCCCUGAUAAGUGACGGAUCGAACGCGACCAUGGGCAGUGCACUUCCUGUUCUGUUCGAGGAAUCCAAGGAGAAAUUCAACAUCACCCUCGACCCAGUCACAAUCAUGGCUCUGUUCAACAUGAACGACGUCACCUGCACGACCGAAAACGCGCUCGUAGCUUUCAGCGCUAUCACAACCGACACAAGCAAGACCCGACGAUCUGUGAAGUUAGUAGCCGACUCGAUGCCAUCCGUCUCGAAAACCGACCCAACACCAGUCCUAGCUGUCCGUUCCGAAGCCACCAUGAACGGUAUCCUAUACGACGACUCGGAAUCAAGCAAGACAGCCACGACCACGUCGGCACCCACUCAAACUGAGUCCGCGACGAGCGCCUCCGCUACCAAGGCUAGCUCUCAAACCACUGCCGCUGCCUCCACAUCCACCGCGAUCAGCGUUCCCGAUACGGUUGUUGGGUUUUCUCGAAUUGCGGUGUUGUACAUUUUGCAGAAGACAGGCUCACUUGACACCGCUCUGUCCUCGGGGGAGGACAUCGAAGAAUACCUGGCCGAUUCCUAUGCGAACGCGACUCAGCCGGCCAUGAAGGUAGGGGCGUUUGCUGUGGAUUUCGAGAAAUUGACCAUCACGCUUCCCAAUAGCACGGUGAAGGCGGAGUGA
Messenger RNA from Penicillium psychrosexuale, 2424 nucleotides. RefSeq lists its product as uncharacterized. The transcript has 2 exons. The coding region runs from base 1 to 2424 and encodes 807 amino acids. The record is from RefSeq and is a predicted model, not a curated record. Lineage: Eukaryota; Fungi; Ascomycota; Eurotiomycetes; Eurotiales; Aspergillaceae.